This is a messenger RNA of Penicillium angulare, 450 nucleotides long. RefSeq names its product flavodoxin family protein. Bases 1 to 450 code for a protein of 149 amino acids. Gene Ontology annotation, cellular component: cytosol. The transcript has a single exon. NCBI's taxonomy places the organism in Eukaryota, Fungi, Ascomycota, Eurotiomycetes, Eurotiales, Aspergillaceae. Gene Ontology annotation, molecular function: FMN binding; flavin adenine dinucleotide binding; NADPH-hemoprotein reductase activity. The record is from RefSeq and is a predicted model, not a curated record.
AUGAAUGAGCUGAAGAAGGAUAUCAUCGUCUUCUGGGGUUCUCAGAGCGGGAAGAGCGAACGUUUAGCCAAGGAGCUUGUGAGAGAAUGUUCCACGCGUUUUGGUCUAGCAGCAAUGGCUGCUAAUGCGGACGAGUUUGACUUCGAUCAAAUCCGGGACUUUAAAAGGGGAAGAGUUGUUGGUUUUGUUGUCGCGACAUAUGGUGAAGGUGAUCCGACCGACAAUGGCUUGGGCUUGCAUGACUAUCUUCAAGAAACCGAUCUCUAUCCGAAACAGUCAUUUUCGCAGCUGCAGUAUUUUUGCUUCGGAUUGGGAAGCUCGCAGUACCAAUCAUACAACCGAUUUGUGGACUUUGUUGAUGAGAAGCUCGCCUCUACCGAGGCAAGCAGGAUUGUACCAGUUGGAAAAUUGGAUGAAGCUCUUCACUCAAACGAUGAAUGGCUGACUUGA